Molecule: messenger RNA, 3719 nt
Organism: Zingiber officinale
Lineage: Eukaryota; Viridiplantae; Streptophyta; Magnoliopsida; Zingiberales; Zingiberaceae
Product: pumilio homolog 5-like
Exons: 10
Coding region: 329-3343 (1004 amino acids)
Biological process (GO): post-transcriptional regulation of gene expression
Cellular component (GO): cytoplasm
Molecular function (GO): mRNA binding
Source: RefSeq, a predicted model, not a curated record
UUUAAGGGGUUUUAGAAGCGGACGCCUCGGGGGAAGAGCAAGAGCGACGGAGAGAGUGGUGGCCGGGUAAAGUCUGUUAUUCGUCUCCUUUAGUUGGGGUUCGACCGAUCUCCGAGGAAUUGCAGCUACUGCUGGUUUCGGUCGCGGGAUAACGUGCGGGAGAAGGUAUCAGUUGUUUCUCUGUAUGCUGAAACUUGACUGCUUUAAACGAGUUAACAAGUUUACCUGGAGUUCUAAUAGUACAAAUAGUACUGUGAAAAUUGACAAGAAUGCACUUAUUUUGACACACCUGGACCUUAUCUAUGUGGCUUUAGCAGAUUCCAAAUAAAUGGCCACAGAGAGUCCAUUGAGAUUUGUUGGGAAUAGUGGAGCUGGAAGUUGGCUCCUGUGUAAGGAUACACCAGGAAUUGCUUCAACUAGUACUUUAUCAGAAGAGUUGGGAUUACUUUUGAAAGGGCAGAAAUACAAUGGAACAAAAAGUAACACUGGCCUCAGCCGAAGUGGAAGUGCACCUCCUAGCAUGGAAGGUUCUUGUGUAACAUUCGAUAUCUUGCAAACUCUGACUGAUCGCUUUGACGUCAACUUGGAUAGUCUUCAAAAUUGCAAAUCUGAAGAAGAACUCCGAGCUCAUCCAGGUUACUUAGCAUAUUACUGCAAAAAUGUGAAUUUAAAUCCAAGGCUUCCGUCACCUCUUAUAUCUCGGGAGAAUCGACACUUGAUGCAACAAAUUGGUUCCAUUGGGAAUAAUGAAAAACUUAUUUCCUUCAAUGACAACAGCAAUUCAAUUUUCUCUGUCUCACAACAUGCCCUUUCUACUCAUAAUGAGGAACCUGAGGAUGAUAGAUCACCUAGAAUGUCUCCAUUGCAAAGAAGGCACAUGAACCCUAUAGAUUUGGUAGAGGAAGACUUGUUCGAAACUCAAUGUCCUGUAUACAAUAAUCAUUCCCAACAUCCUAACCAUUCUAAAACAGAGCGAGCAGUUAGUCAAGAUUCCCUCUCACACCCUCUGCAUAAUUCUUCAACUGACUUGGCUAACCCAGAGAAGAUAAUACCUAGAAUUGGUACUGAUGGUUGUACUCACUUAGACUUACAAUCAGGUGGGUUAUUGUUGAAUGAUGAUCUGGGGACCAUGCCCGGUCACUUAGCUUCAAUUGAGAAGUCAGUGAAUUUGCAAUCAAGUCAAUAUGAAUCAAGCAAUCGAAGCACCACAUUGGGGGAUGGUGUUUCAACUACCGGUGGAAUUUGUUCAGAUCCUGGUGACAUUGAAAAUGAAGUUAGGAAGUUAAAAUUAUCUGCUCAUAACCUCAAAAAUCAUCAAAUAUGCCAAAACCCUCAGCAAGCUGGCAUGCCAUCACGUGGCUCUUCUUCUCAUUCUCUAGGUAAUGAGUCUCAAAUUAUUGCUGAAGGAAUUUCUCAUUCUCAGGGUAUGGGCUUUAGCUCAUCUCAUGGUCAUCCUGGUCAACCGAAGUUAACCUCAGCUGAUAUGCAAUCAUCAUUGCAAUCUGCUAGUUUUGCCCCAUCAUUAUAUAUUACAGGAUCUGGAUUUGGAACUCCAUACUAUCACAAUUUUCAAUUUCCAGGUUUACCUCCUCAAUUCAGCAUCAAUGGAUACACAUUGAAUCCCUCAGUAGUGCCUCAGCUUAUUAAUGUGUAUCCCCAUCCCCAUAGUUCAAUUCCAGUGCCUUUUGAUAAUCCAGUGGGAUCAAACUUCACCGCUAGAGCUUCUGAGAGUCCCAGUGGGGGAGGUAUUGUUUCUGGAGUUGAUAUGCACUACAAGAACUAUGAACAGCUAACUGUUCAGCCUCCCUUUCCUGAUCCCUUGUACGUACCUUUUUGUCAGCAUCCCUCUGUGGAUGCAUUUCAAACCCCAGGUCAAUAUGAUCCAAUGAUCUGUACGGUUGGUGCUAUUGGAAUCAUACCAGGUAAUUGUGAUGCACAAAAGAUUUCAGGUUAUCCUCCCCAUUUAAUUGAUCAUAGGCCUCAAAUUCCAAGAAUUUCUGCAAGCACUCCUGAUUCUACUAAAGGAAUUCCUUUUAGUCCCAGCUACUAUGGAAGCCCUGCUAGCAUUGAUGUCAUGCAAUUGCCAAGCUCUCCACUUGCCUCUCAUGUUUUUAUUGGGUCUCAAUUGCCAAGCUCUCCACUUGCCAGUCCUGUUUUUAUUGGGUCACCAGUAGCUGGUGCAGGUUUUUCAGGAAGGAAAAAUGAAAACGUUAAAUUUCCAUUUGGUUCUGAAAAAAACACAACUGCUUCUGGAUGGAAAAGCCAAAGAGGAUGCGAGAAGAUUGAUGAUCCAUUGCAUUCUUUCUUGGAAGAGCUGAAGUCUAAUAAAGCACGAAGAUAUGAAUUGUCUGAUAUUUCUGGGCGUAUUGUUGAAUUUAGUUCUGAUCAACAUGGGAGUAGAUUUAUACAACAAAAAUUGGAGAAUUGCAGCAUACAAGAUAAGGCAUCUGUUUUCAAGGAAAUCCUUCCACAUGCUUCUUCAUUAAUGACUGAUGUGUUUGGAAACUAUGUCAUUCAAAAGUUUUUUGAGCAUGGAACUCCUGAUCAGAGGAAUGAACUUGCUUAUAAGCUUGUUUGCAAUGUGUUGCCUUUGAGCCUUCAGAUGUACGGCUGUCGUGUAAUUCAAAAGGCUCUUGAGGUUAUUGAGCUUGAUCUGAAAACACAGCUUGUGCAAGAACUUGAUGGACAUGUCAUGAAAUGUGUCAGAGAUCAGAAUGGGAAUCAUGUUAUUCAAAAAUGCAUUGAGUGCGUACCUACUGAAAAAAUCACUUUCAUAAUAUCUGCAUUUCAUGGUCAAGUUGCAACACUAUCAACCCAUCCGUAUGGUUGUCGAGUGAUUCAGAGAGUUUUAGAACAUUGUACAGAUGAGUCCCAAAGUCGGUGCAUUGUGGACGAGAUUCUGCAAUCUGUGUGCCAGCUUGCUCAAGAUCAGUAUGGCAACUAUGUCACUCAGCAUGUAUUAGAGAAAGGAAAGCCACAUGAAAGAAGCCAAAUCAUCAGCAAGCUAUCUGGGAAAAUUCUGCAGAUGUGCCAGCACAAAUUUGCUUCAAAUGUUGUUGAGAAGUGUAUCAAAUAUGGUAAUGCUGAAGAACGAGAUCACUUGAUCAAGGAAAUAAUUGGAGAAACUGAAGACAGUGAUAAUUUAUUGGUAAUGAUGAAGGAUCAAUUUGGAAAUUAUGUGAUUCAAAAGAUUCUUGAUUCAUGCACUGAUAAACAACGCGAGAUCUUGGUCAACCGCAUAAAGGUUCAUUUGCAGUCCUUAAAGAAAUACACUUACGGAAAGCAUAUUGUUGCCCGGGUUGAACAACUAUGUGCAGAUGCUCCUGAAUCACCUGAAUCAUGAAAUAUGAAGCUAUGUCGCAUUGUUGAGGGCCUCACUUGGAUAAGCUCCACAACCUUCAACAAUGCCGAUGCAUGUCCUGGAAUUCUCCCUGAUUAUUUCAUUGGGAGCCACAAUGAACCACCUAAAUUUGUGAUUUGUGCAGGCCAUGCUCCUCUUGAUAAUUUGAUACCUUAGGUAUCUAUUGAAUGUAUCAAAUGACCUCAAUCUGGUGUGUUAAAAAAUUGUUAAUGGUUGAAAAGUUCAUGAAUGCCUGUCGGUUUUAUGACAGUUGAUCAGGCUAACCAUGGUGGAAUAAGCUUGUGAUUGUAGUGGAGUUUGAUGAAUAACUUACGAAAAUUAAUAUAUUUGCUUGCAAUCUAAGUGAUACUUGGAUAAA